UCGGAGCGGAGGAGGGAAAAGCGGUGGCCAAUCAGGGCGGGGGAGAGGCUCGGCAGCAAUCGGCGAGCAAGAUGGCGGCUGCGGUGUGAGAGGUGCCUGGAUCAGACCCGGGGACGCCGGCGAGUCCUCAUGGCUUCCAGGGGGCUCCUGAGGGCGCUGGCGGCACCGCUGAUGUGGGGCCCGGCUGCUUGCCGCCCGCCGCCCGCCCGCCCCAUGGCCACCCUGAAUCAGCUGCACCGGAUGGGUCGGAUCAAGUUCCCGAAGCCCAAGCCUGGCCCCCUGGGGGGCAGCCCCCAGCUCAAGGGCGUGGUGCUGAAGACCAUGACCCGCAAGCCCAAGAAGCCCAACUCGGCCAAUCGGAAGUGCGCCCGCGUGCGGCUCAGCAACGGGAGGGAGGUGAUCUGCUACAUCCCUGGCGAGGGCCACAACCUGCAGGAGCAUCACCAGGUGCUGGUGGAGGGCGGCAAGACCCAGGACCUGCCUGGAGUCAAGCUCAAGAUUGUGAGGGGCAAGUACGACUGCGCCCACGUGCAGAAAGUGAAGAAGUGAGGCCCCCAAGUGGCCGGAGAUGGAGUGGGGGGCAAAGGGGCUGGCUCUGAGGCCCACCUCUGUGAUGUCACGGGUCAUUAUGAUGAUGUCACUGUUAAAGCCUCGCUCCUCGCAGACUGGAUUUGCGUCUCUAGUUGGGUCUCCGGAGGGGAGGCUUCUAAAGGGAAGGGCUGGGACGCAAGGCAGAGAACCCAGGUGUCCGGGGGUGGCCAGGGGCACAGGCUGUGAGGCCCCAUGUGCUUUUGUGAUGUCGCUGGCCUUUGCAAUCAUGUCACCAUUAAAGCUUCACUCUUCCUGGA
Molecule: messenger RNA, 848 nt
Organism: Alligator sinensis (Chinese alligator)
Lineage: Eukaryota; Metazoa; Chordata; Crocodylia; Alligatoridae
Gene: MRPS12
Product: mitochondrial ribosomal protein S12
Exons: 3
Coding region: 130-549 (139 amino acids)
Biological process (GO): translation
Cellular component (GO): ribosome; small ribosomal subunit
Molecular function (GO): structural constituent of ribosome
Source: RefSeq, a predicted model, not a curated record